AGCCGAGGCGGCGGCGGCGGCCGGAGCAGGAGCCCGAGCGGCAGUCGGCGGCCGCGGGAGCCGCGGGGAGCGCGGGGGCGGCCCGGAGCGCGCCGGGGUCCCCGCGCCCCGCUCGCCCGCCGCGCUCCGAAGAUGGUGGCGGCGCCGUGCGCCCGGAGGCUGGCCCGGCGCUCGCACUCGGCGCUGCUCGCGGCGCUCACGGUGCUGCUGCUGCAGACGCUGGUCGUGUGGAAUUUCAGCAGCCUCGACUCCGGGGCCGGGGAGCGCCGCGGGGGCGCAGCGGCGGGCGGCGGAGAGCAGCCGCCCCCGGCCCCGGCCCCGCGCCGGGAGCGCCGGGACCUGCCCGCCGAGCCGGCUGCAGCCCGAGGAGGAGGAGGCGGCGGCGGCGGAGGAGGAGGAGGACGGGGGCCCCUGGCGCGGGCGCGGGGAGGCGGCCCCGGAGAACCCCGUGCACAGCAGCUGGCCAGCCGGGGGGCAUUGCCCGCCCGGGGUAUGGAGCCACACCCGAGUCCGCUCAUCACCCUGGAGACUCAGGAUGGCUACUUUUCUCACCGGCCAAAAGAGAAAGUGCGAACAGACAGCAACAACGAGAACUCUGUCCCCAAAGACUUUGAGAAUGUCGACAAUAGCAACUUCGCACCCAGGACUCAAAAGCAGAAGCACCAGCCUGAGUUGGCGAAGAAGCCACCGAGUAGACAGAAGGAGCUUUUGAAAAGGAAGCUGGAACAGCAGGAGAAAGGAAAAGGACAUGCAUUCCCUGGGAAAGGCCCCGGUGAGGUGCUGCCUCCCGGGGACCGAGCCAUAGCCAACAGCAGCCGUGGGAAGGAUGUGUCCAGACUGCCUCAUGCCAGGAAAACUGGGGGCAGCUCCCCCGAGACCAAGUAUGACCAGCCCCCCAAGUGUGACAUCUCGGGCAAGGAGGCCAUCUCUGCCCUGUCCCGUGCUAAGUCCAAGCACUGCCGCCAGGAGAUUGGGGAGACCUACUGCCGCCACAAGUUAGGGCUGCUGAUGCCUGAGAAGGUGACUCGGUUCUGCCCCCUGGAGGGUAAAGCCAACAAGAACGUGCAGUGGGAUGAGGACUCUGUAGAGUACAUGCCGGCCAACCCAGUCAGAAUCGCCUUUGUCCUGGUGGUCCACGGCCGCGCCUCUCGGCAGUUGCAGCGCAUGUUCAAGGCCAUCUACCACAAAGACCACUUCUACUACAUCCACGUGGACAAGCGCUCUAAUUACCUGCAUCGGCAAGUGCUCCAGGUCUCCAGGCAGUACAGCAACGUCCGCGUCACCCCCUGGAGAAUGGCCACCAUCUGGGGGGGAGCCAGUCUCCUGUCCACCUACCUGCAAAGCAUGCGGGACCUCCUGGAGAUGACCGACUGGCCCUGGGACUUCUUCAUCAACCUCAGUGCGGCCGACUACCCCAUCAGGACAAAUGACCAGUUGGUGGCGUUUCUCUCCCGAUACCGAGAUAUGAAUUUCUUGAAGUCACACGGCCGGGACAAUGCAAGGUUCAUUCGGAAGCAGGGCCUGGAUCGGCUCUUCCUGGAGUGCGAUGCUCACAUGUGGCGCCUGGGAGAUCGGCGAAUCCCAGAGGGCAUCGCCGUAGAUGGUGGCUCGGACUGGUUCCUGCUGAACCGGAAGUUUGUAGAGUAUGUGACGUUCUCCACAGACGAUCUGGUGACCAAGAUGAAACAGUUCUACUCCUACACCCUGCUUCCUGCCGAGUCCUUCUUCCAUACGGUCCUGGAGAACAGCCCCCACUGCGACACCAUGGUGGACAACAACCUGCGCAUCACCAACUGGAAUCGCAAGCUGGGCUGCAAGUGCCAGUACAAGCACAUCGUGGACUGGUGCGGCUGCUCCCCCAAUGACUUCAAGCCACAGGACUUCCACCGCUUCCAGCAGACAGCCCGGCCUACCUUCUUUGCCCGCAAGUUCGAAGCCGUAGUGAAUCAGGAAAUCAUUGGGCAGCUGGACUAUUACCUGUACGGGAACUACCCUGCAGGUACCCCGGGCCUCCGCUCCUACUGGGAGAAUGUCUAUGACGAGCCUGAUGGCAUCCACAGCCUGAGCGACGUGACACUCACCUUGUACCACUCCUUUGCCCGCCUGGGUCUUCGACGGGCCGAGACAUCCCUGCACACGGAUGGGGAGAACAGCUGCCGGUACUACCCAAUGGGCCACCCAGCAUCUGUCCACCUCUACUUCCUUGCCGACCGUUUCCAGGGCUUUCUGAUCAAGCACCAUGCUACCAAUCUGGCCGUGAGCAAACUGGAGACUCUGGAGACCUGGGUGAUGCCAAAAAAAGUCUUCAAGAUCGCAAGCCCACCCAGCGACUUUGGGAGGCUUCAGUUUUCCGAGGUCGGCACUGACUGGGAUGCCAAGGAGCGGCUGUUCCGCAACUUUGGGGGUCUCCUGGGGCCCAUGGAUGAGCCGGUGGGUAUGCAGAAGUGGGGGAAGGGGCCCAACGUGACCGUGACCGUCAUUUGGGUGGAUCCCAUCAACGUCAUCGCAGCCACCUACGACAUCCUGAUUGAGUCCACUGCCGAAUUCACACACUACAAGCCCCCUUUGAACUUGCCCCUGAGGCCUGGGGUCUGGACAGUGAAAAUUCUCCACCACUGGGUGCCAGUUGCAGAGACCAAAUUCCUCGUUGCGCCUCUGACCUUCUCCAACAGGCAGCCCAUCAAACCGGAGGAGGCACUGAAGCUGCACAAUGGGCCCCUCCGCAACGCCUACAUGGAGCAAAGCUUCCAGAGCCUGAACCCCGUCCUCAGCCUGCCCAUCAGCCCCGCCCAGGUGGAGCAGGCACGGAGGAACGCAGCCUCCGAGGGCACAGUGCUGGAGGGAUGGCUGGACUCGUUGGUGGGCGGGAUGUGGACUGCCAUGGACAUCUGUGCCACGGGCCCCACGGCCUGCCGCGUCAUGCAGAUCUGCAGCCAGACGGCCUGGAGCUCCUUCAGCCCUGACCCCAAGUCGGAGCUGGGGGCGGUCAAACCUGAUGGCCGGCUCAGGUAGCACUGGGCACGAGGAGUGGGCCACAGAAGGAUCUCAACAGGAAAGCAGCCAGAGGGUUUGUGGGGCCUGAACCCUGGCCUCCCACCCUGCGGGGGGCACCCUCUGAGAAUGGGUCUCUCCUGGCCAUAGAAUGAUGGAAAGGGAAGGUCAGCAGGUCAAAGCAGGAUCAGCCAACAAGCUGCCUUUGGCAAGCUGUGGGUGGGACGGCUCAGUCCCUGCACUGUGACGGUCUCACCUCUUCUGGUUGAUCCUCAAGUCCUACAGGUUCCUUGUCUUCCCCGUCCAGUGACCCACCCCGCCCCCAGACGAGUGAUUUUGAAACUUUUAUUUUGAGCAGAACUUUUGUUUACUGAGCACAGUCAUAAGUGGAGUUCAGGGUGCGGACGAAAUCCAAGCUGCUCUGGUUGAAGCUCAAGAGUGCAAGGCUCCCUCCCAAAGCUCAGCCCUCUGGUCGGUCCCCUUGCCCAGGGUAUCUCCUACGGUACCUCUUCAGAACCCAAGGGCUCUGCAAAUGCCAGUUUGACAAGCACUGCCCAGACCAACCAUGGGUUCAAACUCCAGCCCCACCCUUUGGGUCAUCUUCCUGCUCCUCCCUUGGCUGAGGGACUUUUGUGCCAGCCUUGGUCGUGGUCCCUUUCUCAUGGAGACUGCAGCCUUAGGAGAGCUCUGAGCCUCUCAGUGGCCCUCCUUGGGUUGAGCUAUUCUCCUUAGUAACUAGGUAAGUGGGAAAGCCUUUUGAUGUGGCAUGGCCAAGGUCCAGCCACAAGUGCAACUGCCACCUGUCCAGGGGUCUAGGCCUCCUUCCCUCAAGGCUGCCACACAAAGUAGCAGAAAUAGGAUGAUGUUUGUGAGCACCAAACUCAAGACCAUGACCUUCUUUGAUCCUUGAAAAUGGGAACUUUGAUGGCCAUGACCAUGAAACUCACAGGGCAACCCCGUGAAACUCACAAGGCAACGCCGUGAAACUCACAAAGCAAUGCUUGGAGAAAAACUCCUGAGCUAGACAGCACAGCAGCACCCAUCCCCUGCCAGAGCCCUUCUGUUCUGAGGUCAGACACACAAACCCUUUGUCAGUUGCACGCCGGUGCUGUUGGGAGUGACCAAACCGCAUGAACUAGACUUUUCCCGUCCAGGAAAUAGCAUUUCAGAUUUGGUUUUUAAUUUCAUGCCCUUCCUAAUCCAAGGGGCCAACAGGCUCAACGGGACAUGCAACAUAAAAGUGGGAAGGUUAUUUAAACAAUGAAAUACAGUAUGAUUCAAGUGUUUAUCAGAAACCCAAAAGGUUUCCCUGCCACGAGCCCCCUGGAGUGUCAUCCCUGUUCACCAGGAGAGCCCUUCACAGGAGGCGUCCCUUGCUCCUGUAAUCCCAUCUCGCCUGAAUGGUGGGAUUCCCUUGGAAAAAGGGCUCACCCCUGGUAGCCAUCUGCCCUUCCCAUGGAGAACCAGUCCGACACUUCUCUCCAGCAUAGGUUUGAAGGGGCUGCCCUUCGUUUUGUGCUUGCCCCAAUCCCAAACCUCGCAAAGCAGGAUGUCCUGUUAGCAAUGGAGGAUGUAGAGAAGGGUCACUUUAGAUAUUUAUUAUUUAUAUGUUUUCGUCAAUGACUAAUUAGUAGGUGCUGUUUUUGCAGCUUGUCAAUUAUGUUAUCUUACUAACUGAAGCUGCCUUUAUUCACAAAAGGCCCCUUUUCCCACCCUCUGGUGUCUCUCUCUUGGUUUAUCUUUCUCUGCGUCUACCCCCCAUCCUCAGAGUAAAGCAGGGGCAUUGAACACCAUGCCAAGAAAGCUCCAACCGGCAUCUUCCACUGGCUUUGAGUGGGGUGCCUUGGGGACCAUUGGAGCCUCGCUUUUUCCUUAUACAGAGUGUCAGCCUCAUCUCUCUCUCGGAUCCCAAGAGUAUUGGAAUUCCUGAGCCUCCCAUCCUCCCCCCACUCACCCCCCGCCACAGGCACAAGGAGGUAACAGGCAGAAAGCUUGGAGGGUGGGUGGGGAAUGUGCUAGCUGCAGAGAGCUUGGGCCAUCCCUGCUUGCUCCGUGGAUGCCUUCCCAUGGCCCAUCUAAUCAUGGGCAUCCAUGCAACCUUAACGGAGGGAAACAGGCUCCUUUGAGCGAGAUCCAUCGUAGGAAGAGGGUCAUCAGAUCCAGGCAGCAGAGCCCAGGAGAUAGUCAUUCUCAACAGCGAUUCUAGGGAUCUCACGGUACUUUUCUCAGAAAGCCCCUAAGAUCUCUUCUACGUUCUCUAUGGUGGCCAGAAGCUGGGUGCCACAUCCUCUUUCUGCUCCCGGCCUCUGCCUCUGGCUAGGGUUUCCCUGGGGCUGCUGAAGCCACUUCAGGAACUUCCCUUUCACCCUCCUUGCCGGGCCACUAGUGCUUUGUGUUCGCAGCGUUAUUUGCAGUGGCUCUGGGGACUCAGCAGUGGCAAGUCCCUGCACAUAAUGUGAACUUGCGGACGUCAAGACGGGGUCCCUCCUGCACCCACUAACAUGUCUGCCUUUUUUUGUUUUUAUCCUGGAACAAGUGGAGAAAUGGCAGAGUUGGCUGACUCUGGGGACCCUUCCCUUUUUCCUGUGACUUCAUUUCUUCCUCACCACAGCUAAUUCGGGGAGCUGAGAAGUCACACAGAGUAUUCCUCUGCCUUCUCUAAUGUUAUUAGAGACCAGAGAAUAAGGUUGCAGAUAUUACAUUUGGUUUAAAAAAAAAAAAAGAAAAAGGAAAAUCCCAAACAAAGCCCGGCAUGAUUUGAGAAAAGAGGAUGUUUUUCCAGGGAAAAAUUUUUUUUAAACCUGCCUGAGAAUGAUUUAUUUGCUGGAGGCCAUUGUCAGACAACCUGGAGCUUGGGUUGUGGAAGAUUUCAAAAGCAUAGGGCCAUGGUCUCUGGAAACCUAUUACAGCCUGCAGGGCAUAGCAUCUGUGAGCUGAGCCAGUGACGAGGUCCCUGGAAGCUCAGGAAGGCUUAACGGUGGGCCUUGAGGUGUUGGUUUGUGGAGAGAAGGAAGCAUUCCUUAGGCUGCAGCCCUCCAUAUAGUGUCCCACUCACUGAGUGACAUUCAGGCAGAGAUUGAGCUCAGGAGACAGCCAGCCUUCCCACAUCCCCCUUCACUUCCUGGUCCACGCAUAAAGCAGUGUGUCUCCAAGGAGGCAGUGAGCAAUUCCCCCGUGUUGUAAGAAGUACACUGCUUUCUCCCUUUACAGGGGGAAAAAAGGCUUUCCUGGUGAGAUCAUGAGUCCUUCUGGCUUCAUUUCUCAUUGUGGGUUUAACUUCUAAAAUGCAAAUGGAGUUUAGAGAGGAUGAGCAGAACCACAGGACCCGCCCCCACUUCUCGCUCACUGCAAUUGCUUCUACUUUGGGCACAAGUUGGGGUGUUUGAAGACCAUGUUUCCCUCUGGUUCUCUAGUUGGCAAAUAGAAGACACUGGUUAGAACCUUAAGCUUUCUGCCAGAAAGAUGCAGAGAGCAGGGCAGUAGCUACCAGGAGUGGGGUAUGAAUAAAGAGCCCUUCCACAACCAAGUUCACUGAGGAUUUGGAGCACCAGCUCUCCAGCAGCAUCCAGGGGUGGAGAGGUGUACAUUCUAGAAGCAGCUGUCCGCUUUAAAGCACUCCGCUUUAAAGACGGCAAGCUAGACCUACAGGAUCAAAGCCACACACUGUGGUAGGGGUUACAGAUGCUUACGGAGCCCAGGAUACUAGCACAGAUGAGUGGAAUGGUUGGUGUGAGACAAAAGGGCAUGAUGGGAGUGUGCUGGGGACCAUGGUCUUACUGACAUGAACAUGACCUACCCAGAAUGAGCAGCUGCUACUCGACCCCAACCUAUCAUUGUAUGUAAAAAAUGUAAGCACAGUGUAGUGGAAUCUUCCAAUUUGGAAAGGAAACCAGAAAUCCAGAUUUUCUGAAAAAUCUGAUUUUUUCAAUGUCCGUUGUUUUUGUUUGUUUUUUUUUUUUUUUUUUUUUUUUUAAACAGAUAGUGGGCAAAGAAAAAUUCCACUGUUCCACAUGUGCACUGCCAGCAACCUCUGCUCUCUGGCGAGGUGGUUUAAAGUGAGAUUAUGCAUUGCCCUGGUAGAAGAGGAAAAAAGCCAGCAUCAGGUCAGGGCAAAAAUAACAGCCCAUGUUGAACUCUAAAUGGGGACCUCUUGCUAAGUCAAAUUCCCCUCCCCAAGAGACAGUUCCACAGAGGGGGAAUGGAUCAUUCCACUCUCCUGGUCCCAAGAUUGUGCUGAAGGGAAGAAGGAACAGAAUCUGGAGAUCUGGACUGCUACCUCUUAGAUAUGCAAAGGUCCACAUCUGCCUGGGGCUACCCCUUGUGGGACUGCAUCCAACCAGGCAGAAAUGGCGAAGACAGUCUAGGAGGAGGAGGAGGUAGGGUGUGAAACAGCCAGGCUCUCUCGAAAUCCCAAGCGUUGACAGCCAUCUUGCCCCAUCCCUGGAAGCCUCUUUGGAAAUCACAUAGGGCUGUGCUGGCUCAUGGGAUGUCCUGUUUGCUUCUGCCUCAGUUACCUUACUUUGCCCAUGGGUCUACCACAGGCGCUACCUCAUUGUGUCUGCUGAGUUUACCUGGGAGGGGGGAACGAAGUUGUCCAAAUCUGCUUGAGCUGAAUGUAUGAUCUAUGCAAAUUCUCUCUCUCCUCUCUCUCUUCCUCUCUGGCUCUCUAACUUAGAAGUUUUUUAUUUGUUUAUUUUUACCUUGCAAACAAGAUACUGUAUAGGACCCUCUUAAGAUGGAGGAGGGCUUUCCUGCGCCACCUGUGUCUACCCCUCACGUUGUCUUUGGCUCUGGUCUUGCCAAGCUUAUGCAGGGAGAAUGUGGCCUCUCUUCCAUCUCUACUUGGCUGGGAAUAUUCCAACUGCCUCUGCCUACAGACACCACCAGAAAGCGGGUUCUGCACCUUGUCAUCCCCAUCCCUAAUGCCAUCUACUCCAUCCCUCAUGUUCCUCCAACUUGCUUCUCCCAUCCCUCCUUCAAAACAAACAAACAAAAAAAGCCUUAGGUUUCUCCUUUUCGAAAUGUGGCCUUAACAUUAUUUUUGGGGAGCUGACCAUCCAUCCUUUCCCUCCCAUCUCCACCAACAUCGCAGGAGAAAGAGCAUCGUGAAGCUUCUGUGGGCAGUCUCCUAAGGGAGGGGCUGCCAAUCUGUAGUUUGCAGAUGCUAUAGAAAUUGCUUACAAAUGUCGUCUUUAAGAAAAAUGUUCUUAUAUUUUUCCUAUGGGCAAAAUGAAGGCUUGGGUGCUCAUUUCAAGCUCAGCCAACUCCUGAAGCACUCUCUUAGAGCAUAUUGCCGCUGUAAUGGGCUGGCUUAAUUACCAGCAGAGUGCUCGAAAAGGCUUUGCAAACCUCCCCUGCCCCCAAGACUGGCUGACUUUAUGUACUUCAUUCAAGGGUAAAUCAGGAGACGUUCUCCAUUUAUCUGUUCAUCCUUCCUGCCUGGAAAGUGAUAGCACUAAAUAUUCCCGGAUGGGUAGUGUUCUCAAAGGGAUUACCCUUCUCCUACCUUCAGACUCUAUUCUUUACCCUUCCAUUGCUCCAGUGCUGAUGGAGGCCAAAGACAACCCCAGGGUUUUCACAGGAAAUUCACUAGAAUUGUGCGCAAUUGUCUUUGUAGUCCUUUUGCCUUGUUUUUUUUUUUUUGUAAUAUUAUGUUGUCAAUAGCAUUUGUUUGGGUAUUUGUUUUAGAGGCCUCACUCUAAGUUAUUACCGUCCCUUUCAUUGUUUUCAAAGACAUGUGGUGAUAUAGUUUUUAAAAAUAACUAUUUUGUUAUAGAUCAUAAUAUGCAUAAAACUGUACAGAAAUAUUUUGUAAUGUGUUGAUUUUAAAAAACAGAAUCUGUAAAUAAAGUUUUAAAAAAAGAAUUCAAAUGGCACACGCUGAAAUAUGUAGAUAUUUUGCUAUUUAUUUAAAGGAGUAUUUUAAGAGAUAUUGAACUAUCUGAAAUUGACCAGUAAUCAAAGUUCCAGUCAUCUGAAUGCUUUUCCUUGAGGUAGAAUGUGAUUCUCAGAAAUGAUUGCAUUACCUGCCCAUUUUUGCACCUUUUCUGUCUUUUUAUUUAGCAGAACAACAACAACAACAAAAUUGUGCCUUAGCUGUAUUUUUUUGUCUAGGGAAGUUUGUUUCUGUCUGACAAAGCAAAAUUUUUUGCAGAAAACAGUGGAUGUAUUAAAUACUGUAUCAUACCAAAAACACUGCAGGUGUAUAUAGAUGCUUUCUGUCAUACUGUGUUUUCAGAUGCAGAAUUUUAAAAUUAAAAAAAUACUGCCUUUAUGGAA
Messenger RNA from Chlorocebus sabaeus (green monkey), 9270 nucleotides. RefSeq names its product xylosyltransferase 1 (gene XYLT1). Gene Ontology annotation, biological process: chondroitin sulfate proteoglycan biosynthetic process; heparan sulfate proteoglycan biosynthetic process. The record is from RefSeq and is a predicted model, not a curated record. NCBI's taxonomy places the organism in Eukaryota, Metazoa, Chordata, Mammalia, Primates, Cercopithecidae. Gene Ontology annotation, molecular function: protein xylosyltransferase activity. Gene Ontology annotation, cellular component: membrane.